AAGAAGACCGGAAGUGGUCGGGGCCCACGACCCAGUCAAACAUGGCGGACCUCCACCGCCAACUGCAAGAAUAUCUGGCACAAGGAAAAGCGGUAGGGCCAGAUGUUGCCGAGCCGCUGCUCGCCGCGAGUAAGGCGGAGGAACCCGCCACGGGGAGCGGACCUGCACAGCCGUGGCUGGGGCCCCCGGGGCCGUGGGCGCGGAGCUCCGCGGAGCCGGCGGCCGGCCCGGCUUGCGUGCCGAGUUUGACGCGCACGCAGCGGCUGGCGACGGGCGGUGGAUGCCUGCUGUUGGCCGCACUGUGCUUUGGACUAGCAGCUCUGUACGCUCCCGUACUGCUGUUGCGCGCCCGCAAAUUUGCACUGCUCUGGUCGCUGGGCUCGGUGUUGGCGCUGGCGGGCAGCGCGCUGCUGCGGGGAGGAGCAGCGUGCGGGAGGCUGCUGCGCGGCGAAGAGGUGCCAUCACGGCCCGCGAUACUGUACGCGGCCGCGCUGGGCGCCACGCUGUAUGCGGCCCUGGGGCUGCGCAGCACGGUCAUCACGGUGCUGGGCGCCUGCGCGCAGGUAGCCGCGCUGCUAGCCGCGCUGGUCGGCCUGCUGCCCCGAGGUAGCAUCACCGCGCUGCGCUUGGCGCUUGGCCGCCUGGGCCGGGGUGCCGGACUCGCCAAGGCGCUGCCCGUGUGAAGGCCGUGGGCCCAACCCGUCUGAAGACCACCUCGGGCCACUACGGGACCCAUUCUUUCGGGAGACAACGACUAGCCUGCUGCGGGAUCCAGAACCUCAGUGUCUGUCGGACCAGCCCCAGGACUCAGUGCCAUUGGGGUACCACGCCGGGCCAUCCUCUGGUACCCAAAUCCGUAGAGACACUACGUCGGGCCUACGCAGGCAGAGCCAGCGCAAGCCUAGCCAAGCCUACAGCCGCGGUUUCCCGCACCUCCUGCCACAGUAAGAGACGACUCAGUGUCUACAGUGAACUGAGACCACCACAGUUACUAAAACUUACGUUCUGCAUUGUGCAGUGAAGACAUGAUCUUUGUCCUUGAACUGGUGAUGUAAUAUGCUGACAAACAGCUAAGAGAAGUUACUUUUGUACUAGCUAAGUAAAAAAGAAUGGCUCUUCUUUGAAUUAGCUGCUUUUGUGAUUUUUUCUCAGGUUUAUCUUUUACCUUUUGUAACUUAAAAAAUCCAGUGGUGUAAGUAGUUCAAUUACAAUAACUUUUUCUUUU
This is a messenger RNA of Tupaia belangeri chinensis (Chinese tree shrew), 1225 nucleotides long. It is a transcript of the gene SFT2D3, whose product is annotated as SFT2 domain containing 3. The record is from RefSeq and is a predicted model, not a curated record. Gene Ontology annotation, cellular component: membrane. Lineage: Eukaryota; Metazoa; Chordata; Mammalia; Scandentia; Tupaiidae. Gene Ontology annotation, biological process: vesicle-mediated transport.